UACACACGCAGUUGCAUCAAAGUUAUAUCCAUUUACCUGAUUGUUCAGAAUAAUUACUUUGUUUAAAGUCAUAGCUAUGAAUAUCCCUAGUACAGUAGCCUAUGGGCUCUGUCUGGAGUACAAUUCGAAUUUUUAUUAACAUUCUUGUUCGAGACUUUCUUUGUCAAUCGCUAGGGGACUCUAGUGCAGGCCUGCUAUAGUGUUUGAGUUUUGAAGGGUGUGUGACUGUGAUUACUCGUCCGCGCCACUGUGUGCCGCUCAGGAUGUUGCAGCAGCAGCCUCUCACUGGCAACGGGCCCUCUAACGGCCGGGGCCUUGGCCUGAGCUCUCACCCCGGUAUGCACCCUCUAAACUCGGUUCAUCCAUCUUCCCACCACCGCUCCGACGGAGACACGGGCCACGAAGGCGCAGAAAAUGGACAUGAAAGCCGCAGAGACAUUGGCGACAUAUUGCAGCAAAUCAUGACCAUCACCGACCAAAGUUUGGACGAAGCACAAGCAAAAAAACACGCAUUGAAUUGCCAUCGAAUGAAACCAGCUUUGUUCAGCGUCUUAUGUGAGAUCAAAGAGAAAACAGGCCUAUCAAUGCGAAAUGCUCAGGAGGAAGAAUCACAGGACCCACAGCUGGUGCGAUUGGAUAACAUGCUGCUGGCGGAGGGUGUGGCUGGGCCGGAGAAAGGUGGCGGGGCGGCAGCGGCGGUGUCCGCAGCCACCAGCUCUGGAGGCAUGUCUCCAGACAGCUCACUGGAACACUCAGACUACAAAAGCAAGUUGAGCCAGAUUCGCAACAUCUAUCACACUGAGAUGGAGAAAUAUGACCAGGCCUGUAGUGAGUUCACUACCCACGUGAUGAACCUGCUGAGGGAGCAGUCACGUACGCGGCCGGUGUCACCGAGGGAGAUUGAGCGCAUGGUGGCCAUCAUCCACCGCAAGUUCAGCUCCAUCCAGACACAACUCAAGCAGAGCACCUGCGAGGCCGUCAUGAUCCUGAGGUCCCGCUUCCUCGACGCCAGGCGUAAGAGACGAAACUUCAGCAAGCAGGCGACGGAAGUCCUGAAUGAGUAUUUCUACUCCCAUCUCGCCAACCCUUACCCCAGUGAAGAGGCCAAAGAAGAACUAGCCAAACAGUGUAGCAUCACUGUCUCUCAGGUGUGCAACUGGUUUGGAAACAAGAGAAUCCGCUACAAGAAGAACAUUGGGAAGUUCCAAGAGGAGGCCAACAUCUAUGCCAUGAAGACGGCCAUCGUGGCGACACAGAGCGAGGACUCUCCACACACGCCCAACUCAACAGGAUCGGGGGGCUUCUCACUCACUGGACCAGACCUUUUCCUGGGUGUUCCACCAAUGAAUGGAGAGCAGCCUGUCUACAUGGGAGCACAAACUAAUGGGAACUGGCAAGGGCAAAACACACCCCCCUCUGCCACUUCCCCAGGAAACGACCACUCAGAGGAGUCUGACUGAUGGCCCCGUCCACUUUGUGUCGAUGACAUAGAUGGAAAGAAAACGGAAAAAGACUGAAAGAAUGAUAUCACUCUUACUUGGCUGCAGUUUUUGUAUGUCUUUUCUGUUUCUUACUGUCCAAUUAUAUUAUGUCCAUGUUCAUUAUGUGUGUGUGUGUGUGUGUGUGUGUGUGUGUGUGUGUGUGUGUGUGUGUGUGUGUGUGUGUGUGUGUGUGUGUGUGUGUGUGUGUGUGUGUGUGUGUGUGUGUGAUGUUUUGUAUUGGGAUCAUGGGUUUUGUUUUCCACUACUUUAUAUGUUACUGUGGUAUGUGGGCAGGGAGGCUUGGGAAAUUGCAUUACCAUUGUUUUAUUAGGCUAUAUUAUUAAUGCUGUUACAAAUAUUUUAGGAUUUUAGUUUAAAGGUCAGAUAUAGUUGCAUUUAGAGGAUGUGGGGGCAAUAGAGAAAAUCCAAAGAUUUUGUGUGUUUGUUUUCUCUUUUCUACUGGGCUUGUUUGUCUGUGUGUGUCUAUAUCAUGAAUGAAGUAUGUGUGCUGGUUAUGUUAACAGUUUGAAUGAGUAUAUCAACAGUGCUGUCAUUCUGUACAGUGAGUGAAAAACACCUGUAUUCUCUCUACCUCUUUUACAAUAAAGACUCUGUAUUCACA
Molecule: messenger RNA, 2103 nt
Organism: Oncorhynchus mykiss (rainbow trout)
Lineage: Eukaryota; Metazoa; Chordata; Actinopteri; Salmoniformes; Salmonidae
Source: RefSeq, a predicted model, not a curated record